Malaclemys terrapin pileata is the source of this 2370-nucleotide messenger RNA. RefSeq lists its product as uncharacterized. The record is from RefSeq and is a predicted model, not a curated record. The coding region runs from base 1 to 2370 and encodes 789 amino acids. The transcript is spliced from 3 exons. Lineage: Eukaryota; Metazoa; Chordata; Testudines; Emydidae.
AUGUUUGACUCUAAACUUUUAGAUAUCCCAGCUGUGAUAUUUGACAACGGAUCUGGAUUAUGCAAGGCUGGUAUUGCAGGGGACAGUGCGCCAAGGUCAGUUAUUACAGCAAUUGUUGGUCGCUCGAAAGCCAAAGCAACGAUGCUAGGAGCAGGACAGAAGGAAUUUUAUGUUGGAGAAGAAGCCCAGUCCAAAAGGGGUGUCUUAAGUUUGAAUUAUCCAAUCGACCACGGCAUAGUUACAUCCUGGGAUGACAUGGAGAGGAUCUGGAGACAUGUCUACGAGUGUGAGCUGAGAAUCAAAGCUAGCGACAGGCCGGUGCUACUGACGGAGGCCCCACUCAAUCCCCUACAGAACCGGGAAAAAAUGACUGAGAUCAUGUUUGAAGGCUUUAAGGUGCCUGCCAUGUAUGUGGCAGUGCAGGCAACGCUGGCACUCUAUGCCUCAGCACGCACCACAGGGAUAGUAAUGGACAGUGGAGAUGGAGUUACCCACACCGUACCCAUCUACGAAGGAUACUGUUUACCCCAUGCAGUUUCCAGGCUGGAUAUCGCAGGCAGGGAUAUCACUGAAUACUUCAUGAGACUCCUUUUGGAAAGUGGCCACUCCUUCGUGAGCACAGCUGAGAGGGAGAUCGUGAAAGAUAUCAAGGAGAAGCUGUGCUAUGUGGCUUUAGAUCCCGUCAAAGAAACGAAAGCAAAGCCAGAAGAAAUCCUCAAAGAAUACAAACUGCCUGAUGGAAAUAUCAUUAAGAUAGGCAAUCAGCUCUUUCGAGCCCCGGAGACCCUUUUUAUGCCCGCUAACAUUGGUAUCGAAGCCCCUGGGGUGCACAAAAUGAUCUUCAACAGUGUGAUGAAAUGUGACAUUGAUGUUCGCAGGGAUCUUUACGACAAUGUGCUUCUUUCCGGUGGGUCCACCCUAUUUCCUGGACUGGAUGAACGGAUCCUGAGGGAGAUGCAGCGGCAAGUGCCCAUCGGGAUGGCCGUACGGGUCAUAGCACCGCCCGAGAGGAAGUACUGUGUGUGGAUCGGGGCCUCCAUCCUCACUUGCUUGUCAGCUUUUAAAGAAAUGUGGGUCACCGUCAGUGAUUACAAAGAGUUUGGUGCUGCUGUAGUACACAGAAAAUCGCCUAGCACAAAGGUGUCCUCGGUCUGUGUAAGGCUCCUAAGUGCUGAGCUUCCCAGAGGCAGCUUUUUUAGAAACUAUUUAAGGUCUAGGGGGAAAGCUGAAGUGAUGUUUAAUCCCCAAACUUUAGAUAUUCCAGCUGCGAUUUUUGACAAUGGAUCAGGGCUAUGUAAAGCUGGCCUGUCAGGAGAAAUUGGUCCAAGACACAUCAUUCCUACAGUUAUUGGCUGCCCCAAAACAAAUAUGUCACUGUCAGGAGCAGCUCAGAAGGACUGCUGUGUGGGAGAAGAAGCCCAGCACAAACAGGAUGUGUUGUCUUUGAAGUAUCCCAUUGAACAGGGUAUAGUUACAUCUUACGAUGAUAUGGAGAAGAUCUGGAAGCAUAUCUAUGAGCAUGAAUUGGGACUGAAAGCCUCUGAGAGGCCUGUGCUAAUGACUGAGACCUCUUUGAACCCAAUGGAGAAUCGAAAAAAAAUGACUCAGCUGAUGUUUGAACGGUUUAAGGUGCCUGCUUUCUACCUGUCUGUCCAUGCCAUAUUGUCGCUCUAUGCCUCAGCACGCAUCACAGGACUGGUCAUAGACAGUGGAUUUGGUGUUACCCAGACAGUACCAGUCUACGAAGGGUACUACUUACCCCAUGCUGUCUGCAGGCUGGAGGUCGCAGGCAGAGAGAUCACAGAGUUCCUCGCGAAGCUCCUGGUGGAAAGUGGGCAACGCUUUGAGAGCCUGGCGAAGAAGAAGAGUAUCAUAGAGGACAUCAAGGAGAAGUUGUGCUACGUGGCUCCAGAUCCACACAAAGAAUUAGCCAAGAGGCCAGAAGAGGUCCUGAAAGAAUAUAAACUGCCUGAUGGGACUCUAGUCAGUAUUGGCAGCCCACUCUUUCAAGCACCAGAGAUCCUCUUUGCGCCAGAUAGCACUGGUAACGAAGCACCAGGCCUUAAUAGGAUGAUUGCUCACAGUAUUUCAAAGUGUGACGUCAAUAUUCACAACACUCUCUAUGGGAACAUGGUGCUGUCGGGUGGUUCGUCCCUCUUUCAUGGGCUGGAUGAGAGGAUUUUUAAGGGACUAGAACACCAGGUCCCCAAAGGGGUUCCUAUAAAGAUCAUAGCACCCACAGACAGGUGGUUUUCUGCAUGGAUCGGGGCUUCUGUAAUUACUUCCUUGACCAGCUUCAAGCAAAUGUGGAUCACUGCAGCUGAUUACAAGGAUUUUGGACCAAACAUUGUCCAAAGAAGAUGUUUUUAA